Parasteatoda tepidariorum (common house spider) is the source of this 3675-nucleotide messenger RNA. Its product is annotated as transcription factor LBX2. Gene Ontology annotation, cellular component: nucleus. NCBI's taxonomy places the organism in Eukaryota, Metazoa, Arthropoda, Arachnida, Araneae, Theridiidae. Gene Ontology annotation, molecular function: sequence-specific double-stranded DNA binding; DNA-binding transcription factor activity, RNA polymerase II-specific. The record is from RefSeq and is a predicted model, not a curated record. Gene Ontology annotation, biological process: regulation of transcription by RNA polymerase II.
GUGACUGAGUGAUUAUGUGACUAACCAGGAUAACAACUUUCUUUUCCCCCUAGUUUUAGAAGACUGGUUCUUGGCUCAAGCAUCCUCGAGUCAGCAGGUAAUACUUAAACGCCAUAUUUCAUCAGCUAUUCUCUAACGCGUGACGCUGGAGCAACGAGUUUUGAAAAAGUGCCAUUUCAGACAAACGCUUUAAAGAAGUGCUUGUUUGUUUAGAUCCGUAUUAGCCUCCGGGCUAUCACUUUUAUAUCAACUAAGUGUGUGCUCUUGAUUUGUCGAUAAAAAAGAAAUAAAAUUUAAAUAAAUUCAUUAAUUUUUUUAAAAAAAAGGGAUGUUUGAGCGCUAAUAGGAAUUACUAACGUAAAAUGAUAUUUUAGUGUAUAUCAUAAUGAACAAAAAUUCAAACUUUUGAGUAUAGUGAUGAUUGAUUUAUAUUAGCACACCAACCAUUAAUCGAUGUUUUUUAAGCACAAAAUGAAAUUCUAUGGUGAAAAAUUAUACCAUUGUUUACAUGGGGAAUUCGACAGUUUUUAAAAACCACCAUAGUGGUCUGAGUUCCUGUGGAAGUUAUUUCAAGUAAUGCUAAAAUCUCUGAUUCUGUUGCUGAUCACAAGAUUUUCAUAAAACAUAAAUAAGUUCCUAUUUUCUGAAAAUGUCUAACUUAACAGAUUCAGAAUCACAGUCAUCUGAAAAAAUUCCAUCUCCGCCACCAGAGACCUCAGAGGAGCAAGAAUUAGACGAAGAUAAUGAAGAAGUGGACAUUGACGUCACGAGUGUCCCAUCAGAAGGGGACCAACUUGUGUCAUCUGAUAUUGAUCCAACGUCUGAGGAUGAUGAAUAUUUUAAACCUAUCAAAAAACUGUGCAUGGCUCCCUCGAGACCUAGCGCCCCACCGGUGCCGGUUCCUGCACCCAGCAGUAAACCGUUAAGCUCCUUUUUUAUUAAAGACAUAUUAAGCCAUAAACCGGCGUCAAUUCAGCGGACGUUGUCCACGGACGUCCGUGGCAUUGUAAGGCCGUGGGACUUGGACAGUUCGUCGGCAUCGAGAAGAAGACCCCGGUCGGCGGAUGACGACUCACGGUCGGAAAGAUCGGAGAGCGAUUCUCCGGAAAGCCCUGCCGUAGCUAACCCUAAUGCUUCACCCCUAGACGCCCUGUUUGAAAUGACCAGCAAGGCAUUUGAGGGACUUGAAGCAAACGAAAAAAGUGCAGACUCCUCCAGAGACCACCUGAGUAUGUUCAACAAUCGUCAGCAACCAAAGAAGAAACGAAAAUCUCGCACCGCCUUCACCAACCACCAGAUCUUCGAACUGGAGAAGCGGUUCCUAUACCAAAAAUACCUAUCACCAGCAGAUAGGGACGAGAUCGCGCAAUCUCUUGGUCUGACCAACGCUCAGGUCAUUACAUGGUUCCAGAAUCGACGAGCGAAGUUGAAACGUGACAUGGAGGAACUGAAAAAAGACGUCGAACACGCAAAGGUGACUGGAUCAUCUAAACACAUAAUAGAGAACAUUCACGACCUAAGGCUUCUAAAGAAAUCCAAAGACGGUAAAAUACUUUGUACUAUGAUGCCAUGAUAAUAAGUUAUUGGACAACCAGUGGACAUAACGUGCAUUAACUCCAAAUGCACGCUUAGAUACCUAAUAAGCAUCUGUACCAAAUAUGCAUACUUCCCAAGAAUAAAUUCCUCAACAGUAUACGUUUCGUGGAGGUAGCAUUGAUUUAUGUUCCAUCAUUGUAUUAUUUCAGUUCCUAAUUUUAUUUGUAAUGACUGAGAACGUUUUAGACCAAAGACUCAGCUAAAAUAUUUAAAACUACAUAAUUAAAGUUUUCUGCAAUGUGAUUUUUUGAUGUAUGUGUAGCUUGAAUUCGAUACAACAUACACUGCUAGAAAUUCUUCAGGUAAAUUGAUAAAAUCACAAUUUGUUUAAUUGUUUUUUCACUAUAUUAGAAAAAACCCAGUAAAAUAACGAUAAAUAAGAUGGUAUUCAGACUGUUAACUGUAAGAAAAACCCUUUAUUAACUGCUUUUACCUAAUACGGUUAAACAAUAAGAAUUUUAUCGCACCAACUAGGCCCACCUAACGAAGUCACUUAGUUCCUUGCAUCUUGAGUACAUAUAUAUAACCCAGAGGGCUAAUCUUAUGACCGAACAGAACGGGAAUUCGAGUCCCAGAGUUGAUAUCUCAAUAUUUCCCUUUCAUAAACCACAACCUGACUUCAAUGCCCAUUACCUAACGAAAAGCUUAUCCCCAGUGUCCAAUUAAGUUUAUUUUUUACGAUUUUGAAACCUUGCUAGUUGUAAAACAGUUAAAAAACAGUUUAGUUUUGCAUUCAUGGUUUUUAACCAUAUUAGUCGUAAAUAGUUUCAAAACCGCAAAGGUAAAAAAUGUUCAUUCAUUUAUGGUAAAUUGGAGGGACAAAAUGCUGCCUGUUAUUUUACUAUUAUUUUAGAAUAGAAACUCUAACAGUGUAGCAUGAGAUUCAUAGAUUAAAAAUAAUUGAAGGAUACUGCUAGUUGGUCAUCAGUAAAAGCUGUUUCACACUUCAUUCCUUGAAAAUUUGGUUCAGUGUGGAACCAUGAUAUUGGCGGUUUAAAAUGCAAUACGGUCCAAAUUAGCUGCAACCUUUAUUGUAUGUCACAUUGAGACGCUUUUCCUGUCAAAUUGAACCAUAAUAUCAAACAUAAGAAUUGCGAUAAUAUGGUUCAACUUCCCAUUAUUUCAAGGUUGCAGCAAUUUUGAGUGAUAUUUUGGUUCAAUAAGCUCUAAAAUUUCUAACAGUGCAUGAAUAAUUGUCAUUCUUAAUGUUAAACAGAGAACGCUUCAGUUAUAUUUAUUUGAAGACAAAAGCAAUGUACUCCAAAUAAUCUGUUCUCUAUCUCGGAACGAAUGACAUUGCUUGUUUAUAGUACGCAGACAGCUGAUGCCCAUAGAAGUUUCAAAUUACUUUCUGUUUUAAUACAUUCCAAAACAAAUAUUAUUCUUUUGAAGUAAAUCAUAGGUUCAUAGAGAUUUUUUAAAAAAAUCUUCUUAAUAUCUCCAGCGAACAUAUUAGCAGUUCCAGGUCCCUUCACGUCAUCGUAUGUAUGUUUUGUAGUGUAUGUCUGUGCAUGUGCUACAUGUACUUCAAAACGUACGGUGACGUGAACUAUAGUACAGUCUACUAUUGUGCCAUUAUUUGUGCUUUAUUCCCAUUGUUUAUCUUUAUUUAUAUUGUUUAAAUUUAUUCAUAUUAACCAUAAUGCAUACCCUAUCUUCAUUUGGAUAUGACCGACAGUAACGUGUCAUUUUUAAAUGAAAUAAUUAGUUGAAGAUUCUUUAAGUGAAAGUACUACACACGCAGCAAUAUAGGGCAAAAUUAGGAAAUUUUACUGUUAGCCAGUGUCCAGUAGUUGCAUUUUUAGCAGUGGCCAGUUUUUAAGACACUCGACCAGUUUUUAAAAAAUUGAAAAUUUUAAAUGAUUACAAAAAAUGUUGGCAUUGGUAAUGCAAGGACUUUUUUGGAAGCUAUUCUGAAUGGCCCAGCAUGUCCUUUUUUGGACCCUUUGCAAUUAAACCCUACAUUCGACUCAACUCAACCAUUCUCAAUGAAUGGUAACUAUUACAAGGUUCAUUUCGAAAACUAAAGAAUUUUAAGAAAGCAUAAAAUAAAGUAAUUUUUCAAAUAUUAUAAAAAAA